Molecule: messenger RNA, 642 nt
Organism: Hirsutella rhossiliensis
Lineage: Eukaryota; Fungi; Ascomycota; Sordariomycetes; Hypocreales; Ophiocordycipitaceae
Product: short chain dehydrogenase domain-containing protein
Exons: 1
Coding region: 1-642 (213 amino acids)
Source: RefSeq, a predicted model, not a curated record
AUGGACGCGGGCGUCGUCGGACUUCAGGACUGGGCACUCAACUCAUCUCAGACUACAAUCGACCCUCUUGAAGCCAGGAGCAGGACAUCGGCGUCUCAAUUCCACAAGUCAAGCUUCCGCGGUACGCAAAAGGAGAGAGCAAUGGCCCCCUCUUACAGCGCGCAGGCCCUGUUCGAGGUUAAGAACCUCGUGGCCGUCGUCACCGGCGGAGGCUCCGGGCUGGGCAAGGUCAUCGCCCACGCGCUGGCGGCCAACAGCGCCAAGGCAGUCUACAUCCUCGGCCGGCGCGAGGAAGCCCUCGUCCAGACCAGAGACUCGUCCCCGAACCCCGACGUCACCCACCUCAUCGUCUGCGAUGUCACAUCCAAGGACUCGUUGGCGGCGGCGGCGGACCGGGUGCGCAAAGACGUGAGCUACUGCAACGCCGUCUUCGCCAACCGCGGCAUCGCCAUGGCGGGCGUCGGCGACGCGAUCCGGCACGUGGGCAGCUCGUCGGCAAAGAGCCUUCAGGAGAAGCUGUGGGCAUCCAGCAUGGGCGAGCUCACCAAGACGUUCCACGUCAACGUCACGGGCGCCUUCUACACGGCCGUCGCCUUUCUGGAUCCGCUCGACGAGUCCAACAAGCGCCUCGUCGUGUCCUGA